Molecule: messenger RNA, 170 nt
Organism: Ambispora gerdemannii
Lineage: Eukaryota; Fungi; Glomeromycota; Glomeromycetes; Archaeosporales; Ambisporaceae
Source: the annotation of a GenBank genome assembly
GGGAAUUACACGUAGACAUAAAUAUUUUACGCUUUGUGAAAAAAAUUACUGCAGGAGUUGCAUUACGACUAUUGAUGUUUGCUAAUUGCUUUCGUGAAAUCAUACACAUCGAAGUAAUUCGGCAACCACUCAAAUAUUCUCAAGCAAUCGAUGACGUGGAGACAUACAAA